Tripterygium wilfordii is the source of this 2960-nucleotide messenger RNA. Its product is annotated as protein SCARECROW-like. NCBI's taxonomy places the organism in Eukaryota, Viridiplantae, Streptophyta, Magnoliopsida, Celastrales, Celastraceae. Gene Ontology annotation, biological process: asymmetric cell division; gravitropism; radial pattern formation. Gene Ontology annotation, molecular function: sequence-specific DNA binding; DNA-binding transcription factor activity. Bases 598 to 2892 code for a protein of 764 amino acids. The record is from RefSeq and is a predicted model, not a curated record. Gene Ontology annotation, cellular component: nucleus. The transcript is spliced from 2 exons.
CCGCGCAUAGCAAAGCUCGUCGCAAGUGCAAAUGACUGCAAAAACGUCAAACAAGCAACGACGAACAACAUCCUCCAACAUGCCUCUACUGUGCUGCUUUGUUCACAUUUGCUUUUGCCAGCCUAUCACUUCAAAGUUCAAUCUAUCUUACAACCCAUUUCGUGCUGCUAAUGAUACCAAUAAUUAUAAUUUAUCUACACCAAGACGCUUAGCUAACUGCCAUAACAAACCCCACCAUCAGCAGCAAACUAGCAAUUCAUGCCUCCAUAACCAGUAACACACAUGGCUACUCCGCCUUCUUUUCUGUUUUCCAAAACAUAUCAAAGUACGAAUAUAAAACAAAAGCUAAAAUCCAUUGGAGAUCGUGUUGCUUAGAGCCUUACAGGGGGGUUUGAGUUUUGAGGAGAAAAAAAAACACUACUAGAGAGCAAAUCUGGGUAGUAGCUGCUGUCUCAAUCUUCUCAACCUUUUCCCCACUUGGAUUCUGCACAACAGUUACUUGAUGAAACUCCUCUAUGGAGAUACCAUUACACCAUACCCUCUAUUCCCAUCUGGGUUUUCGUUUUCAUCACUUUCAGCUUCUUCUCCAAUAUUUCAAUGGCUUCUUCUUCUGUAAUGUUGGGUGAUGUGGGUGUCAAUGUUGUCCAUGGUAGCAGCAAUAGUAGUAGCCAUGGGACUCCAUUGACGAGUGCUUCCAACAACAGCAGUGCCAUUAACCAGAUGGGGAAGAUGGUUAGGAAGAGAAUGGCUUUGGAGAUUGAAGUGCAGACCAGUGUUGGCCAUGACCAUCUCAGGCUUUCACGCAGGACCAUCAGCCCUUCAGGUAUUAAUGGCGGUUGUUCUUUCUCAGCCUCUAAUAACAACAACAGUGAUACGAGUCAGAACCCAAAUCUCCUCCUCAACUACUCCACUAUGUUACCUUCCUCCACAAACAACAACUUUACCACGAUGACGUCAGCCGCCUCUGGGUUACAAUCCGCUGCAUCAAUCUUACCCUGCAUCGAAACCCUCUCAGUGCCACAUCCCAAACCCCUGCCGGAGCCUCCCGCCGUGUGCGGCUUCUCCGGUCUCCCUCUGUUUCCACCGGAGAGAAACCUAAACGCUGCGAUUCCUGCCACUGCAGCAACGAGUACUGGUUCAAUUUCAAACCCUAAUCCUCCCAUGGACGACGGCUCGGCGACUGCGUGGAUUGACGGAAUCAUAAAGGAUCUCAUACAUAGCUCCACGAACGUCUCCAUUCCUCAACUCAUCCAGAACGUGAGGGAGAUUAUCUACCCUUGCAAUCCAAACCUCGCUUCGCUUCUCGAGUACAGGCUCCGGUCGCUUAUGGAGCCUGUUGUUGGUUAUCAGGAGAGAAGACGGAAGAAACCGUUACCACCGCCUCUGCCGUUAAACUACAUUGAUCGGCAGCAGCAACCAGUAGUACAAGGUCCUAAUCGCUCGCUCGCGCUUAAUCUAGGUCCUGGUGUAGACAAUAUCGCCCCUCAUCAUGCUUUACCAGAUUCGAUGAAUCAUUACUUGUUACUGAGCCAAACAGACUCCCAAAAUCUUCACAACAAUCAUCAGCAAACCGUACAACCACCGCGGCCAGUGGUAACUCAGCCAGAGACGCAGCAUCAACCGCAACCGCAGGUGCAUGACCAGGAGAAAUCUUCAUCCCAGGAGACAGCGGCGUCAACGCCGUCAGAGUCCAACGCCGCCGCAGCCGCAGCAACUGCGGCGGGGAAGAAGGAGGAGUUGCGGCAGCAGAAGAAAGACGAAGAAGGAUUGCAUCUGCUAACCUUGCUCCUACAAUGCGCGGAGGCUGUUUCCGCUGAUAAUUUCGAAGAAGCGAACCGGAUGCUUCUAGAAAUCUCACAAAUGUCGUCACCGUUCGGGACAUCAGCGCAGCGAGUGGCGGCCUAUUUCUCCGAAGCAAUGUCAGCUCGGCUGGUGAGUUCGUGUUUGGGAAUGUACGGAACGCUUCCAUCCGUCCCUCACAGUCACAAAAUUGCGUCGGCGUUUCAGGUAUUCAACGGAAUCAGCCCCUUCAUCAAGUUCUCGCAUUUCACGGCGAAUCAAGCGAUUCAAGAAGCAUUCGAAAGAGAGGAUAGAGUACACAUCAUCGAUCUAGACAUCAUGCAAGGCCUGCAAUGGCCUGGGCUUUUCCACAUCCUUGCUUCGAGGCCCGGUGGACCCCCAUUUGUCCGGCUCACUGGGCUCGGAACCUCCGUAGAAGCUCUGGCGGCUACGGGCAAGAGAUUGUCUGAUUUUGCCCAGACACUUGGGCUGCCGUUCGAGUUCAUUCCGGUUGCGGAUAAAGUCGGAAAUGUAGACGUGGAGAGGCUCAAUGUAAGCAAGAGAGAGGCUGUGGCCGUUCACUGGUUGCAGCAUUCACUCUACGACGUCACUGGUUCUGACGCCAAUACGCUCUGCCUUCUUCAGAGAUUGGCACCAAAGGUGGUGACAGUGGUGGAGCAGGAUCUCAGCCAUGCAGGAUCAUUCCUAGGCAGGUUUGUGGAGGCCAUACAUUAUUACUCGGCAGUGUUCGACUCGCUAGGAGCGAGCUACGGGGAGGAGAGCGAGGAGCGGCACGUGGUGGAGCAGCAGCUGCUUUCGAGGGAGAUACGGAACGUUUUGGCGGUGGGAGGGCCGUCUAGGAGUGGAGAAGUGAAGUUCCACAACUGGAGGGAGAGGCUCCAGCAGUGUGGCUUCAAGGGCAUCUCUCUUGCUGGCAAUGCAGCCACACAGGCUACACUUCUCCUUGGCAUGUUUCCCUCGGAUGGUUACACUUUGGUUGAGGACAAUGGGACUCUCAAGCUUGGUUGGAGAGACCUUUGCUUGAUUACUGCUUCGGCUUGGAGACCCUUCAAUACGUUCACUCCUACCCAUCAUCACCGUUUUGCUGCUUAAAAGCCAGUGUAUAAUGUAUGAACUAUGAUGUUUCUCUAUACAGAAGAUGUUCUUGUAUGGUUGGAGAC